AUGUUCUCAUCGCAGGAGAAUGGCCGCGCGGCGCCUGAUCUGACGGCGUCGCCGGGGCGCGCGCCGCCCGGCCCGCCGCAGCCGCCGCGCGCCAACCAUGCGCCGCCCUGCGUGCUGCAGCCAGACUUCAGAAAGGUAUCAGGAGUGAGCAAUGAAAUAUUCAGGCAGAUUGAAAUGGUUGAAAAUGACCACGAUUCAACUACAGCCGCGGCGCUCGAGGCGGUGGAGCGACGCGGUGAAAUGAUCGUAAGAAUACUUGAAUUGAGACAAGUGGGCCGAAACAAUAUUGAAGCGGCAAAGAAAUUCUUCGCAUUACAGGACUCUCGCCACAUAGUUCAACUAGUGGAAAUCGUAAAACGACCAGGACAAACCCUCGGCUUGUACAUCAGGGAAGGCGAUGGAGGCGCACGAACUGACGGUGUCUUCAUAUCUCGGAUAGCACUUGAGUCCGCAGUCUACAACAGUGGAUGCUUGAAAGUGGGAGAUGAGAUAUUGGCAGUCAACCUGGUAGAUGUUAGACGAAUGUCCUUGGAUGAUGUGGUGAUCAUAAUGUCAAUACCAAGACGAUUGUUGCUUUGUACAAGGCAGAGAAAGGGUAAAUCUGGUCCCGGUUCCCCUUCGCUGCCUCGUUCAGAGCAUAAACCGCCGCCAGUCGUCGUAUUGAAAAGGGAUUGUCGCGAUGAUGACGACAGAGAUCGAGAUCGGGACAGAGAUCGAGUGGACGGCUUGUAUUCACAACAUGGAACUCUUCGUUCGACUGGUGGUCCGGGGAGCACAGUGCGUCCCGUAGGAGAUGGAAGAGAAGAGAGGAGUCGUCUUCAACUUGGUGCUUUAUCACCGGACUCCACUGCUUUAGAUCUUUAUUAUAACCCUAGACCGCCUUCGGAUCACUCUACUUGGAGCUACCGUCCUCCACCACCAGUGAUCACGGAGCAGCCUAAAUCCUCAGCAACACACUUUGUACCUUAUGAACGAUCGUAUCCUAAUACACUUGACAGCCUCGCGGAAAAAGUGCACUCAUACUAUCCACCCGAGAGUGCGAGCACGCGAUUUGGUGGGCGAGUGCCUCGGUCAGGAUCAGAACAGCAAUUGCCCCGCGCAGAGACUCAUUCUGAUUUUGGGCGUCAUUCACUCUUGAGAUCUAGCCUUAAGGCUUCGGCAGCAGCUGGUGGAGCAACAAGUCUUUCAAGAUAUAACCAACGCUACGGUGGCGUAGGAAUGCCAGGAUCAGGUUUAACCAGCAGUGGCCUAACUGGAACAGGUUUGACUGGCACGGGGUUAGGUGGUCCUGGGCUUCCUUCGGGACUCUCCAGCACCGGACUCAGCGGUCUUACAGGCUCAAGCUUGGUAGGAUCUGGACUCACCAGUUCCGGACUCGGAACUGGCCUUUCAGGCACUGGUCUUGGAUCGGCUUUAGGUGGAGGCUACGGAACAACAGGGCUCGGGCUACCUUCGUAUAGCGGUAAAUUCGGCACAACUCGGCGGAACAGGAGUUUGGACUAUUCGUCAGACACAGAAGCUACUGCUCCAACAAGAACUCCUUACUAUUCAGGUCUAAGUGGCUAUCGGAGUAGUACGCUUGGUAGAGAUAUUGGAUCGAAAUUUAAUUCGCUCCCGAGAGAUGUGCGAGGGACUGGACAAAGGCUGGGGCUGACAAGACGCGCGGGAAGUGUUCUACAAGACGAACCAGAGCCCUUGUCUUCAAGAUUGGAUCUUCGUUCUUCCAGAGGUCGCCUGCCCUCAUCACCUUCAGUAUUUACGUCAGAUGAAUACCGCGCGUGGUUAUCUCGUGCACCCUCGACUAGCGCUCUUUACGAAACGCUACGACCUCGUCUCCCUACGCACUAUUCAGCUGAAAACAUACACGAUGCGCUCAAAAAUAUGGAGAGUGGAAGUCGUUUCGGGUCGUCUCUCGGUCUCGCAAGCCGUCGAGUGGAACGACCACGGCAUUUACCGGCGAGAUCAGUUUCUUCUCAACAAUUAGGGGCUGCUCAACAACUUGGCACAGGUCCCACCGGAGGUUCACCUUCAGCAAGGCGUGUGAGACAGUUACUGGAGCUAGGAUCCCGAUUCACAUGCCCCAACCCAAGCCCAGUGCCCACUCCGGGAUCCAGACAUCAAAGACAGCUUGAUAUUAAUCCAAAUGAUUUCCUUAAAUACAAAGUAGAGAAAACGAACUCUGGCGGUUUGUCGGCGUCUAUGACUGGUCUGUCGCGGCUGGCGGGAGGCGUCUCGGGUAUGCUGUGGGUACACUUGUUGUCUGGUCGUUCACUCCGACCAGGUCCUUCCGGUUCCUCGCCAGGGUCUCCACCGUCUGGCCCACUGGCACCACCACAGCCAACCGUCACUCCAAGGGAUUUGUAUUGCGUGCUUGAAUGCGACCGAGUGCACAAAGCCCGCACUGUGGUUCGCACAGGUGAACUACAAUUCGAUUGGGAUGAAUCAUUUGAACUGGAACUCGUCGAUAAUAGGCUAUUGGACGUACUGGUGUAUUCAUGGGAUCCUCAACACAGACACAAACUGUGCUACAGAGGAACAGUCUCGCUACCGGAUUUGCUUUUACGUACUCCCGCUCAUCAACUUGCUAUCAAGAUGGAACCCCGCGGAACAUUGUUUAUCAGAGUGCGGCACACAGAACCCCACGAGCUGUUCCGUAGAAGACCUACCCAAGGACGCAUAUCUCCCCCGCCGCUCUUCGGCGUGGAGUUAGAAGCAGUAGUGUCUAGAGAGGUCAGAGCUCCCCAUGCAGCGCCCGUGCCGUUGAUAGUACGUCGCUGUGUGGAGGAAAUUGAAAGACGUGGCCUCGAUAUCAUAGGUCUUUACCGAUUAUGUGGUUCUGCAAGCAAAAAGCGUGUUUUACGAGACGCAUUUGAGCGUAACGCCCGUGGGGUGGAGCUCUCGCCAGACUCCGUGCCCGACAUCAACGUCAUCACGGGACUCCUGAAGGACUACUUGAGGGAAUUGCCGCAGCCGCUAUUCAGCCGCUGCCUGUAUCAGAUGACUUUAGACGCAUUAGGAGUUUGCCUGCCAGACGACAGAGAAGGUAACGCUCGUCUCAUGGCUUCGAUAGUGGAAUGCUUACCACGAGCGGCUCGAGCCACGCUGGUCUUCCUCCUGGACCACUUAGCCCUCGUGGUAGCCGCCCAGGAUCGCAACAAGAUGUCGCCACAGCAUCUCGCUGUGGCGCUCGCUCCACCACUGAUGCUCCACUCACAACCAUCAGAGAGAGGAGAGUUGGAUUACCAGAGACCAAUACAUGUGCUACAAUGUCUCCUCCAGAUCUGGCCGCCACCUAAACGUUCAGUUCGGCGCGGCGAGCCAGUAGUCGGGCCGCGUGGAAACAGAGUCAGUGCGUCGCCAGCGGCCUCACUCACCCUCCCCCAAGGCCGAGUUCCGCCCUCAGUCAGUCCAUAUCGGCCUCAAGUGGCAGCAUCAGCAGCAUCUCCGCCGCCAGCUCUCUCGGGUCGGCCCGUGCCCGACCGCUCGCCGCCCGCACAUGCUCUCUCAUCAGUCAGGGGCGGCCAAUAUCGUCCGCAGUCGCCUCUCCGCGGACCUCUACCCGCGCCGCCGCGGCCGCGGCAGGUGACGGUGUCCUCUCCCGGUUCGGGCAGCACUAGUUCCGGCAGUCACAGCCCUGCGGAUACAAUCAAGCACGGCGGCUCAGUGUCGUCGAUCCUGCGGCAGCCGGAGCGUGCACCGUCGCCGCGCAGCUCACCGCGUGCGUCCCCCCGCGGCUCCCCGCGCGCCUCCCCGCGCGCCUCGCCGCGCGACUCGCCGCGCUCGGCGGGCACGCCGCGGGAGUCGUCGCCGCGCGCGGCCGCGUCCGCUCCGCCCGCGCCCAACGCGCCUGCGCCCAGCGCGCCCUCGCCCUCGCCGGUGAUCCCGGGCACGUCGGCCGGGCUCGCGGUGACGCUCAACUCGGGCCUGAGCCCGCGCUACGACUCCUCCACCAACCCGUUCCUGCAGCAGUACGACGCGGAAGCGGAGGCGGAGGCGUGGCGUGCGGCCGAUAUCUUCUCGCCGCCCUCGACCCGCUCGUAGUGGCGUCGAGUUGAGAUUUUCUAGUCAAUUUUUUUAAAUCGAAUCGCGGCCGCAGCUCCGAUUCCGCUGUACAUUAUGUUGUUUGUUCGAGCGUGAUGCGCGUUCGCGUAUUUGUUAUAUAUAGAGCGAGUUGCGAUGUAUAUUAUGGUGAGAAUGUAUAUGCUGAGGCGCGAGGCUCGACCUCGCCGUCCGCCGUCGGCGCGCCCCGUAGACUCUAUAGUGUUUAUCGUAUUGUAUUGUACAUUGUAUAUAAUAAACGUGUAUGUAGGUACGCUCCAAUUUUGUACCGUUAGGACGGGACGGCGGCGGGCGGCCCGCGGCGCUACACACAUCAUCCCACAUAUCAGAGAUUUGUGUACGCGAUUGACACGGCGAGUAUAGUAUUAACUAUUGAUACAGUAAAUUUUGGUCAGUUUGCACAAAAAUAUACAUUAACCUCAUCGACGGUAAGGUCAUACACAAUUUAUAAUCGCUCGUAUAAAACGAUGACAUUAAUUAUUUAGGUUGUCGAUGGCGAACACAAGUCAGUAGUUCGAGUAGGGAGGUGUAUCAUAGGUCAGACGUUCGGACUGUCUUGAGACUGAGACCAUAUCAUAGUACCUGGCUCGCGUCUCGUACUCAUUGCGCGAGACUCGGCCGCAUCCGUCGUAGAACCAGCGAUUACGCCACGUAUUGUGCAAAUUUAGCAACGCAAACAGUUAUCGUCAAUGUUAAAUAUCCAUUUAAUAAUCCUUGUUCAUUAACUAAAGUAUUAAAAAUAUGUAACGGUAUUAACUUAUAUAGAGUUAGUAAAGCAAUUUUACGAAUCGCUAAUUCUAUGAAGGAAUGGAAUUUUAUUCAUUGGUUUCGGUCGCAUUCUCAAGAUCAGAGGUAUUAUGUUCGAAAUUUGAAUAAGUUUAGUGGGACAAAAUUAUUCAAUAUAAAACGGAUUAAUAAUAUUAUUAUAAUUAAAAAGUAUGAUUAAAAAUAAAUCAAACUUCGAAAAUAAAACCUCAGUUCUUAAUACUAGCGUCUGCUAGACAUAUAAAAUUGCAUUUAUAAGGGCAGUUGAAACGCGAGUUGGAAACAUUCAAUGCUAUUAUCGCACCGUAAAAAGGUGGACAAUCUGGUAAUUUAAUUGCCCAUGUAAAAGUAUCUUAAAGGUGGUAGAAAUUGACCAAUGACAGCACUGGAUCCUACUUUCACUGCCAUGAUUGGUCCAUUUUAAGAUAGAAAGCAUUAUAAUAUACACUUGUUUAUAUGUCUGUCGGAGGCUACGCGGUUACUUUUUACUUUUGAGCGACACAUCAAGACGAAAUUUUGUUGUUAAAAUAUUACUGUUUAUAAAAAUAGAGAUGCACAAAUAACACGACUGAUAUGGGACACAAAAUGUUUUUGAUAACUUUUUACUUUUUGUAUCUAACUGUUCCUCGUUUGUAAAUGAACUAGACUUUGUUGGACGACCUCGCCUUUACUGUACCUCUGUAAAUUUUAAAAAUAAAUUAUUUAUUCGUACAUGAAUUCUAAUUUUAAAAUAAUAUUUAUUUCAACGUUCAUUCAUGCUUCUUGAAUAGGGACUGUUUAAUAGUGAUUAAAUGACUAUUAAUAAAGUAAAUAAUUAUUAUUUUCGUAGAAUGCAUGUACGAAUAUUUACAAUAUCUUAUAUGAAGGCUGAAUAUCGAUGACAAUAUGUAGCGAUAAAUGUCGGUCGAUCGAAUUUUGUCGAACGAUCGCCUUCAUGAAGAUGUCGCUCGGUUCGUGUUAACGGACAGAUUAAUUUUAAAUGUUUUGUACAUUUAUAAAACGUAUAUUAUCAUGCCUACACUAUAUAUUUAUUAGUUUUUGUUAAUAUUGCGAGUCCAAUAUAUAAAUCUAACAUUCCUGUUGAAUUAUAUUCGCAAAUUAUAUAUUUUGCGUCUAGUUUUUAUUUGCCUAGAAUUGUGGAUAUAGUCUUAGGUAAAUUAAUAUUAAAGAGUAAAUAUAAUAUUAUAACUAUGACAGAUAUUCAAUUCAUCGCAAUUGAAUUAAAAGUUGAAGGCAACGAGCGACAUUAUAACUUUAUGUUAUACACGCAGACCCGAAACAUGUUGCAAAAAUCCUUACAUAUUACCAAACAAAGACGUCUAUAGCGUCUAUCUGAACCUAAUAAACUUAAAAACUUUCAAACGGGUUUCGAUGUUCUAUGUUGAGUUGAGACCCUGGAAAGGACAUAGUAGAUCCUUUUAUCACGAAAAAACUUUCACGCAGGCGACGCCACGAGCAAAAGCUAGUACAUAAUAUAAUAGAAUAGAGUAUUUAAAUACUAGAAAGCUUGUAGGAGUGAUAAUGUACUAGAUCUGUUAAUACGAACCGAUAUGAUUCAAGUGCUCACUCACUACGCUGUAUUUAUUACUUUAUAUAACUUGGACGAUGGCUGACUCUACUAUACUAGAGAAGAGAUAUGGAUGCUUUAAGACUUUUUGAAUUGAACCAUGAGGCAGUUCUUUGUACUAUUCUUUCACUACAAUUAUUAAAUAUUAAUAAUUUGGAGAUAUUUAUGAAAUAUAAUAGCGCAAUCAAUAACGACACAAAGUAAAAUAAACAUACGUAUUUAUAGGAACACGUAAGUCUAUAUAACUGGAUAAUGAGACUUAAAAUCAAACCUCAGGUCAUCUGAUCAUCAUAUGUGGUCAUGGUCAUCCAUGCACUCAUGAGCAUCUGAGUAAUGGAACUAUUAAUUCCUUCAUUGAAUAUUCAUAGCUAAUGAUAAAUAAAUAUGCAUAAAUAACGUGUACAGCCGGAAUACACUACUUUUGUUUUUGCGCAGACAUUAGAGAUCAAAACAAUAUGGAAAAGAAACUUCCUGACUUUUUGAUCACUUAAGUAAAUUAAACAUUACUAUUGCAUUAUGGUGAACAAUAUCUAUUCCCGGUGUAUUGACGACAACCGGUACCUACUACAAGUAUUACAUAGAAUAUUAAAUAUAAAUCGAUUGACGUAAGCAAUUUAUGAAGGAUUAUAAUAAAAUAGAAUAAAUAAUAUAAAUAUACUUACUAUUGUAAAUAUAGCCUGGUGUGUGGCCACUUUAUUUGUGUAUUACGCCCUGCACUCUUGUACACGCGGAUCUUAUCAUACGUUUAAGAUGUCAAAUAUCUUUAGGAGUCAUAAUAAAUAGUAAAUACAUUUAAAUAUAACUCGUAUAACCAGCUAAGAAAAUUUAAAUUUUGCCAUCAAGCAGUAAAUCUAUAUUUAUAAGACGAAUUGGUAAUUUCGUUUGAGAUGAUUUCUGAGAGCCAGUCGUAAAGGCAGUGUGUCCCGUGUACAGGAAGCAGAGUCUGGUAGUAAAUGUGAGUGAGCUUGGAGCUGAUGUGUCGCUCGACGGUCCGGUAGCCGGCCCGAGCGUAACGGUAGUGUGUAGUGACAACGGCGCACGGCUUCUGUUGGCUUCUUUCGUGGCUGUAAUUGUGAGAGAUUACACUUAGACUAAUAACAUUACUCUCUAAUAAUGUUAUAUUUAUAAGAAAAUUUUAUUCACAAUUGUUGCUCAGAUACAGUACCCUCGCUGAGUUUUUCGAAUACUAUACCUAUAAUAUAAUGAAUGUAUUGUUUAUUCUAUUUGUAUAAAAACUUACCGUGUCAUGUAUUAAAUAAAUCGUCGUAUAUUCAACGUUGACUACGAUUUGUACUACAAAUUUAAAUAGAUAAAUAAAUAUGAAAAAUUGUCAAACCCUGCCAUUUACAGAUAUAUAAAGGCGUAAAUUAGUGAUUACUGAUUAGAUUGAAUAAAUUUUUCAGUUGCAGCCGAAUGUUUUAUUGGAAGUGUGUAUCUCUCAAAGUUAUCGCCGCUGUAAGUUUGUGUUGCGAGGCGUUCGGCCUCUCAGAUAUCAGUAUUUCGACAUUUGGUAAAACGUAGCGUUACGUGUACUUACGAACAAUAACCACCGCUCGUAUCUGUACCGGGCGGUUGGACACAGACUAAAUAAAUAAUACGACGUUA
This is a messenger RNA of Manduca sexta (tobacco hornworm), 7996 nucleotides long. It is a transcript of the gene RhoGAP100F, whose product is annotated as rho GTPase-activating protein 100F. The transcript has 20 exons. The record is from RefSeq and is a predicted model, not a curated record. Lineage: Eukaryota; Metazoa; Arthropoda; Insecta; Lepidoptera; Sphingidae. Gene Ontology annotation, biological process: signal transduction. The coding region runs from base 1 to 4041 and encodes 1346 amino acids. Gene Ontology annotation, molecular function: protein binding.